Messenger RNA from Ictalurus punctatus (channel catfish), 9125 nucleotides. It is a transcript of the gene mst1rb, whose product is annotated as macrophage stimulating 1 receptor b. Gene Ontology annotation, biological process: nervous system development; positive regulation of kinase activity; cell migration. Gene Ontology annotation, molecular function: ATP binding; protein binding; transmembrane receptor protein tyrosine kinase activity. Lineage: Eukaryota; Metazoa; Chordata; Actinopteri; Siluriformes; Ictaluridae. The record is from RefSeq and is a predicted model, not a curated record. Bases 2270 to 6436 code for a protein of 1388 amino acids. The transcript is spliced from 21 exons. Gene Ontology annotation, cellular component: signaling receptor complex; membrane.
GACCCCUCAAAAACUUCAGAGGAGUAGCAUUCAAUUCUGGUGACUUUGGGGAGUAUUUAUUUAUUUAUUUACUUAUUUCUUCAUUUAAAAAUCACCUUAUGUAACAGACAUUAAUGUAAGUACUGUGUGUGUGUACUGCGGAUCAUUUCAUCUGUUUUAGUUUUUUUUUUAAUUUACUGUAAAGGGAUUUGCUCAAAUUGUCUAGUGUUUUCUAAGCGCUGGGGCCUGGCUGGAAUAUUUUGCGCGCGAGAGGGUUAAUGCUUUGACAUUUUCGGGGUGUAUCUGGGUAAUUUGUCGAUGUUGUGGUUGUUGAUUAAGGUCCGGGUUCUGAAAGGUUUAUUCGAGGAGUAGUGAAAUGAAAUUCUGCAGUGAAAUCAUUCAGAAGCAGGGUUUGUCGUUGCUUUCUGCUUCUUCUCACCUGACUGGUGGUGAUCUUCUGUCCUUCUGCCACAUCUGGGAAGGAGAUAAGUUUGUAUAUCCAUCUGGAUAAACAAAUAAAAAUGAGCUAUGCGUAGUACUAUGUAGAUCGCUCCUUGCAAACAGAACAGCUAAAAAAAAAAAAAAAUCUAUUAAAAAAAAAAAAAACGAAUCCACAACUAUCAUUUUUUUCGUGAGCAAACUAAGUAACCGGUCGUCUAAAUUAACAAAUCACUUUAAAUCACAUCGUUAUACGAGACAAGCAAGCAUUCUUUUAGCAGCUAACGUGCUAACAUUUUUCAUCAGAUCUGCGCCAAGUAAAUUGGAUCUGGAGCACAGGAUGUCCUCAGUCACCUAAAUACAAGUUCGCAUGUACUACUCAUUAACACAGCAGUUUAUUUUAUUUAUUUUUUUUAAUAACAGAAAAAUGGCCGAUCCUGAUUGGUUAAUCCUGAUCAGCAGCUGGGAGCCAAUAAAAGGUGAUUAAACGCACCAAGGCGCGUGCUGAUUGGCUCAGUAGUAUUUUGGGGAGGUUAAAUAUUUAUUAGGAAUGAUAAGGAUGUGGAUUGUUUUAUGGACUUUAUUACAGCUUUAAGGGGUUAUCUGACUCUGAAGUACACUGCUGUGAGCGGUAACUACUCUGUAUUAAUGGGUUUAAACUGUAUAUAAUGAGCUGCGCUGUACAGAUGCCAUGAUAUUCACCCGUUGAUGUUGGGUGAUGGAUAAAAAGAGGAUUGGAGUUAAUAAUAAUAAUAAUAAUAAUAAUAAUAAUAAUAAUAAUAAUAAUAAUGAAUUAAUUACAUGCCAAUUAAGUUCCAAUUAUUCAGUUAAUUCAAAUGGGAUUCAUUUUGGGUGCUCAGCUGUCUGUCUGUUUAUAUAUCUGUUUGUCUAUGUCUCUGUCUAUCUGUUUGUCUAUGUAUCUGUCUGUCUGUCUAUCUGUCUGUCUGUCUAUGUAUCCCUCUGUCUAUCUGUCUGUCUGUCUAUUUAUCUGUCUGUCUAUGUAUCUGUCUGUCUAUCUGUUUGUCUGUAUGUCUGUGUAUCUGUCUGUCUAUGUAUCUGUCUAUCAAUCUAUCAGUCUGUCUGUCUGUCUAUGUAUCUGUCUGUCUAUCUGUCUAUCAAUCUGUUUGUCAAUCAAUCUGUCUGUUUGACUGUCUGUCUCUAUCUUUCUAUCUAUCUAUCUAUCUAUCUAUCUAUCUAUCUAUCUAUCUAUCUCAUUCAGAUUUGUACAUGGAUCCUGGUUGGAGUAAAACAAUAAAUAUCUGUGACAGGAAAGAAAAAGAGUGAAAUCGGACUGAACUCCUUAAAUCGCCUCCGCAUAAUUCUCUUUGCUAAAGAAAGUGAUAAAACAUUCCAGCUUUUUCCGUGAUGAUAUUUCCGCGAUACGAAUGCAAAGUGCAGCGCUACUGUUCCUGUCAUUGCCCAGCUCAGGGAUCAACACACGGACGCGGCUCGGAUACUAAAUUUCGGGUGUACUUCAGAGGAACGUAAGAGAUCUCUUAAUGAGUGUAAGAGCAAACUGCGCCUGUUUCUCCCUCCUUAUCAGGGAAUGUGUGUGUAAAGCCACUCAGCCUGCGGAGAAUAAAAAGGCACUCAUUAACAGGUUAUCAUUUAUUUAGGUUACUAUUUGCCCUGUGUAGUGGCUACAGUAAAGCUUACGAAAUGUCCAAAUACGUCCAAAGACGCGGUCGAGAGCAGCGCAGAGCAGUUUAUGUGCAAUGUUUAACGCCUUUGGCCUGAAGAGGAACUGCGGCGUUCCUGAGUGUCCUGUGCUCUAGAUCCCAUGCCCAUCCUCAGCAUGUCUCCUUUCGAAAGCUGGAGGUAACCAGAGGAUAUCUGCAUUCCCUGGUUCGACAUGGUCCACUGGACCACUGUUCUGGUGCCAUGUAUCUGGAUUCAGGCCCUUGCGACGUGGGUGGCGUCGGACACCUGCCCCUCCGUGUCCAUCGAGUCCGUCAACUUCUCCGUGAACUACCCCAUGCGCUCUUUUCAGACCUCCAACCCCAUCCAGAACAUCGCCGUGAACCCUGUUUACCACGAGGUCUACGUGGGGUCACGGAACCUCAUCGAGGCAGUGAACAGCACUCUGGGUAAGCUCUGGGAGCUGCGCACCGGACCCGUGGGCAGCAAGGAGUGCCGGCUGUGUCGGCUGUGCGACAUCGAGAGCGACCCGUUCGAGGAGGAUACGGACAGCGAGGUGCUGCUGCUCGACACCUUCCUCAUGUACCUGUACUCGUGUGGCAGCUCUCAGUAUGGAGUGUGUUACUUCCACCAGCUCAACGAAAACGGACGGGCGCCGGCGCCCUCCAAGUGCCUUUUCCGCAAAGAAGCCAAUUCCGCCGCUUUCUGCCCGGACUGCAUCGCCAGCCCGUUGGGCACCAAGGUCAGCAUGGUGGAGGAGGGACAGACGGUGUAUUUUUACGUGGCUGCAACGGUUAACGACAGUGUGACGCAGCGGUACGGCCGGAAGUCCGUCUCGGUGCGGCGUCCUUUAGCCACCGAGAAUGGUUUCCACACCGACGUGCAGGGCCUGACGGUGCUGCCCGAGCUGAGGCGGGUGUACCCCAUUGAGUACGUUUACAGCUUCUACACUAAUGACUUUGUCUACUUCCUGUCGGUGCAGAGGGAGAAGGCGGAGCCGCAGGGCACGUCUCCGUAUCAGACGCGACUCGGACGUCUGCCGCGCAACGAAUGGGAAAUGCGCCGCUACCGAGAGGUCGUGCUCGAGUGCCGCUUCGAACCCAAGCGCAGACGCAGGAACGUGGCCGGUUCCGGCGCCAGCGAGGCCUUCAAGGACAUCGUGUACAACGUGGUGCAGGCGGCGCACUUUGGCAGGGCCGGGCGUGAGCUAGCUGACGAGCUUGGCGCAGAGGAAAACGACGACAUUCUGUACGGAGUUUUUGCCGUCACGGACGAUUUGGGUGUCGUCGAGCGUGACUCGGCCCUUUGCGCGUUCCCCAUGGACUGGGUGAACAAGUUCAUCGAUCAAGGAGUGGAGGUCUGCUGCAAAUCCGGACCUGAGCAGCUCUCCCGUGGUCUGUGCCACUUCCAGACCUGCGAAAGCUGCCCACACGAGAGCAUGGAGAAUAAUGUGAGCUGCAGAGAUCAGCCCACUCUGGUGGCCCAGCCGUGUUACAGAGUGGAUCUGUUCAACAGGCAGAUGAGAGACACGUUGCUCACCUCUCUGCUCGUCACCACCAUCGACAACCAAACCCUCGCUCACAUCGGCACGGCCGACGGCAGGCUGCUGCAGUACGUCUUGCGGAGAUCCAGUCCCACCAUCUUUGCCAACUAUUCCCUAGCGCCGAACCAGAGGGUGUCGUCCACCGCCGCCGUGCUUCCUCCAGACCAGCUCCUCUUUGUAGUGGGGAACAAGAUGAUCCAGGUGCCUCAGAGAGGUCCAGGGUGUCUCCACUUCCUCACCUGUGCUGAGUGUCUGAGCGCGCCGAGGUUUAUGGCUUGUGGCUGGUGUUCGGGACGCUGCACCUGGCAGUCUGAGUGUUCAGAGCACUGGGUCAAAGAGUCCUGCCCACCUGUUAUCACCGACUUCUUCCCAAAGAUGGCGCCCCCUAAUGGUCAGACAGAGGUGUCGCUGUGUGGUUUCGAGUUCCAGUCGCCCCACAAACCUGACAUCACCACCAAGACUCACCUAGUGAAGCUCGGAGAAACCAGCUGCUUGGUGCAACCUCAAAAAAGCAACAGCACAGUGCUGACGUGUAAGAUCCGUCCUGGACUAACGGAGCCUCCGUUCAAGCCGACUAACGUCACCGUGAGCGUUCGCGAGGACCGCAAGGAAGACCCUUACUUCAUCAACGGAAUCGACGAAAUGCCUGGAUUCACAUUUGUGCUUCCCAACAUCGACGAGGUGCAGCCGGAUUACGGUCCGAUGAACGGAGGCACCUUGAUCAACAUCACCGGACCUUUCUUACUCUCAGGGAAGACCAGGAAGGUCACUCUGGACGGCAAAGUUUGUCCUAUCAAAGGCGAGUUUAUAGUCCAGGAGAGCCUGUCGUCCAUCGUGUGUCUUUCUCAGCGCGUCAGCGAGGUGAAGGACGUGGUGCUGCAGGUCUAUAUCGAUAAGUUUCACAUCGCCACCACCAGAGUGUUCCGCUACAAGGAGACGCCCGAGAUCCUCUCCGUCCAGCCCGACUGCAGCUUCGACAACGGCUCGCGGAUCACUAUCGAAGGGAAAAAUCUGGACUCCGUCUACAGGACCGUCAUCCACUUCAAACCCAAAGAGAGCCACCUGAAACCAGUUUCCACCGAGUGCCGGGGAAGAGCCAAGCCCACCCAUAUGGAGUGUGUGACCCCGGUCUUCCCCAGAGAUGAGACGGAAGAAGGAGAGCUCUCCUUUGACAUGGAUGGAGCUGUGGGUCUGUGGAAGCAAGACUUCUCCUAUCACCCCUAUGGCAGGCCCAUUCCCUUUGAGACAGAGGGACACGUUCUCACACUCUACCCUGGCUUUGAUGAAGUUUCCUUACAUCACCAGAAGCUGAACCUGGUGAACUCCUGCAUGAAGAUUACCAUGACCGUCGGAGGAGUCGACUGCGGAGCGAAGGUUCUGGAUAACGAGAUCACCUGCCGCAUCCCCAAGAACCUCACCAAUCCUAACGAGGGCUUACCCGUGAAGAUUACAGUCAACGGUCAGGUUCAUGACGUGGGCACGGUCAUUCUGGUCAGCAACCACUACGUCGUGGGCAUCGUGCUCGGCAUUCUGGGAGCUCUGGUGGCCGGUGCGGUGCUGGCUUACGUCACUAUGAAACACCUGAGAAAGAAGAAGACAGAUUCUCUGGCUGAGAGUCGGCUGUCCCACUACUCCCGUAAUCACAGUCUCUCGGGCAACGGCAGUGUCGAGCUCCUGCCUCUCGGAGACUACAGACGAGGAGAACAUGCCUUCAGUCCGACCUCUGUGUCCACUGUGUCUGCCGUGGCGUUUCCAGGCCUGGCCUACGCCAACGCGCUGGACCCCAGCCUCAACCCGCUCCUGCCUUCCGAGAAAAUCUCCAUCUUCAGCUUCCGUCCUGAGCUCCUGGAAGAGGUGAAGGAUGUCCUCAUCUCGGCGUCCAUGCUUAACGUACAGUACCAUCAGAUCAUCGGGAAAGGUCACUUCGGCACAGUUUACCACGGUUACCUAACCACCGACCACAACAACAGGGAAAUCCACUGUGCCGUGAAGUCACUAAGUAACAGAAUAACGGACGUGGAGGAGGUCGAACAGUUUUUGAAGGAGGGGAUUCUGAUGAAGGCUUUCCACCACAGUAAUGUGCUCUCUCUGCUGGGCAUCCUGCUGCCUCACGAAGGGCUCCCCCUAGUGGUGCUGCCCUACAUGAAGCACGGAGACCUGCGUCACUUCAUACGCUGUGAGAACAGGAGUCCCACAGUCAAGGACCUGAUUGGCUUCGGACUUCAGGUUGCUAAGGGGAUGGAGUAUUUGGCGCAGAAGAAGUUUGUGCACAGAGACUUAGCUGCCCGCAACUGCAUGCUGGACGAGUCGUACACGGUGAAGGUGGCAGACUUCGGCAUGGCUCGCGACGUGUUCGAUAAGGAGUACUACAGCAUCCAGGACCACAGGAAAGCUAAGCUGCCUGUCAAAUGGAUGGCCAUCGAGAGCCUGCAGACGCAAAAAUUCACAUCCAAAUCCGACGUGUGGUCCUUUGGGGUUCUGAUGUGGGAGUUAUUGACACGAGGAGCGAGCCCUUACCCAGAGGUCGACCCGUAUGACAUCACACAUUACCUCUUAAGGGGGCGGAGACUCCCUCAGCCACAGUAUUGUCCCGAUCCACUGUUUGCUAUCACGCUGCAGUGUUGGGAUCCGGACCCGGAGCUGAGACCCAGCUUCUCCACGCUAGUCUCUGAGGUGACGGAAAUCCUCUCGGGCCUGGAAGGGGAGCACUACAUCAGCCUGAAGGUGACCUACGUGAACCUGGACCAGCCGCGCCCUUACCCCGCCCUCACCGACUCCGCCGACGAGUGCGAGUGCGAGUCCUCGGACGAAGACACGGCGGGCUCAACCGCCACCUGACCGGCCGCGCGUGCCGUCACUCAUAGAGAAGGUGCUAAGACGUCGAUGCAGAGUCAGUGAUUAUUUCUUUAUUACGUAGCAGCCGCGCUGGGAAGUAAACUUGAACGUGGAAGGAGCACGCUUUCUGUAGCAUGCAGGGAAAGGUGAACGGAGGAAAACUAAGUGCACGCUGCACAAAUUCAGCCCUUGGUUUUAUUCAGAAAUCGCAACGAAUCCACCAAGAUUGGAGCCGAAUCAGAACAUGCGGCAGUUAUUCCAGGGCGAACAGGUGAGAGACUUACAGACUAACAGGGUUUGGUUUGUCCAAGGAUAGCUUGAAAAUAAAAACAUGGAAAAAAAAACGGAGGUCGCGGUUACCGAUAUUCGCAGCAAAUGAGGAAGAGGACUGUAUUCCAUGUCAAUCAUUUCCAGACCUGUAACAUGAUGCUAAUGUACUGUAUGUUCUGUCGUCAUGGUAAUGUAGACUUGUUUAACGAUUUCCCUUUUCAGGAUACAGAUCACGACCUUUAAAACGCCACAUACUUAUUUGUAGCGAACGAAAUCGUGCCGCCGAACAUUAUGACCACGCACAAGAAUUUUAUUACACGGCUGUUUGUGUUUUUAUUUGAAUCCAGUUCUACACAACCAUGCUGUCCAUGUAUUUUCUUUGCCCCUGCACAAGUGGAAACCUUGUCAGGUUUAGUCCACUUGAGCUAAACAGAAACUGUCUCUUUACAGAUCCUGAGCGUUUUGCGUUCACGGUCCGGCAGCACAGCCCACCUCAUUCAGCCGCGGUUCCCAAAACGUUCAAAGAACAAGUUUCACUAUUCUAGUAAAACUAGGAGGCAGAACAAAAAAUCGCACACUGGAUUGUUUAAGAUCCCGUUUUCUACACCGUUCGUCUGAUGCGAGUCUAACGAAAAUGUGUUUGUGUGAACGAUCAGCUCCUGAGUGACGCGACAGAAAGUACUCGCCGGCGUGCCUGAGCAAGAGGCUGAAUCGUGGUGUCUGUGUGGGAGGGGCUUACUCUCUCUCUCUCUCUCUCUCUCUCUCCCACCUGUCAAUCAGUACACGUACAUGUAUGGGGAAGACGGCGGACAGCAGUCGGCCGGCUUCACGUGUCUCGGAGGAAGCACGUGUUGGAGCCGUCGCACGAUAGGGGAGAGCUGGCUGGUGGGUGGGAAUUGGCCAAGAGUAAAUUAGGGAGAAAAUAGGGGAGAAUCCCAAAACUCUUAAACGAAAAAUUGAACAUGAGAUCGAAAACCAUUUGAAAGGUUUUUUUUCUUUUGUGGUAGGAGACGUGAUAAUUAUAAAAAAUUAUAGCAGUGAAAUUCAUAUUCUGUCGUAAUAGUAGAGAAAUAAAUAAUUAAAUUUACGGGUGUAUGCAUCAGGCUUCCACAGGAUGUGCUAUGAUUUCUGUGUGUGAGUUUGUGUGUGUGUGUGUGAGAGGGAGAGGGAGAGCGAGAGAGAUAGAAAGGAAGCGAUUAUAUAAGACGGCAGUAUCACGUUCCUCAGAUACAGUGAUGUUAGCGACAUUAGCCGAGAUGGCGAUUUUGUAAACACGCACAUUUGAGUUUUGUUGACUUUUAUAUUUGUCCAACGUACCUUAGAAGGCAGUGGUCCCAAUUUGCAUCUAGACCACUCAAAGGAAUAUUUAUCUCCGAUAUGCUAACGUGUCUAACACUGAACCGGUUAGCGGGUAGUCUUGUUUAAUUUAGCAUUAACCGGCACCCGCUAGGUUUCGAAAUGCUAAUCUCUGUGACGUACGUGUGUUUAGUGCAGACAAGAAUUUCUCUUAUUUAUAAACAACGUGUUUGGGUCGAGCUAUGCUAAUACGACCGUAACCAUCUCCGAAAGGACGACUUUUACAGCCGUACGGACACGUUCAUAGACACAUCUGCAGGAUCGGGUUCAACAGGCACCGCCUGCCGCGCUACACGCAUCUUAUCUUUAUCUUAUCUAUUGCGAAGCUGUCGUAUUGCUCGUCUCACGUACACACAGUCGCCUCGCGUUUUCACACGGCGAGAGAAAAUCAUGGCGCUAGUCAGCGACGAAUAACGUCUUUCUUUUUUGUCUUAACGUGCGACGCAAGGACGAAACACCAGGUUGCGCUACAUGUUCAUGUCCCCUUAAUUGUGUAUGAAUUCACGUUAACUAGCAAACCAGCUCAAGACGUAUAUUUAUGUUACGUCAGCUAGCGCUUUUUAGCCAGGCCCAUUAACUCUGGACGUGACGCUGGAGCUUUUUCAUCCUCGUUUAAAUGAAUCCAAUUCCAAAAAAUUUCCCUUAAACGUCCGUUUGAAUUGUUUCAAGUCAUUUGUUUCCGUCUCUGUUCCUCACACAUACACCGCGGACGCGACGGAUAAACGUUAGCCCGGAAGACAGCGUUUUGAGUGUUCGCGAUCGCCAUGACGACGUGAGCUGUAGCCGAUGUCCGUUUCGUCUCGUACGUCUGUACGUACUUGUAUGUUUGUAAAUAAAACCGAUGGCACGUAAUUGUCUUAGAUUCUCGAGGCACACGCCGUAUCCGACCGUCGUUCCGUGACCGACCCGACGACGUCGCGUAGCCGUGCGUUUCUCAUUAGAAGCACACGAGAUAGCGUCACGGUGAUUUAUUUUCACUGGCUUUAAUUUGAAGUUCCUGGAACUGUGUAGCGAUUGUACCACGGUUAAUGACAUUUCAUUAAAUAAAAAGAUGUAAAGAAAGACA